Carya illinoinensis is the source of this 766-nucleotide messenger RNA. RefSeq lists its product as uncharacterized. The transcript is spliced from 3 exons. Lineage: Eukaryota; Viridiplantae; Streptophyta; Magnoliopsida; Fagales; Juglandaceae. The record is from RefSeq and is a predicted model, not a curated record. The coding region runs from base 87 to 524 and encodes 145 amino acids.
CAAGUCUAAAUUGAAAACAAAUGUGAGAAAAAAUAGUUGCAUUAGUCUAGCUAAAUCUCUCAGGUUUGAGAUUUCUGCUACAGUACAUGUUAGCCGAUUGCCAGACUUGGCGAGGUCCUGUUCUGGGAUCAAAACAUAUUUUAUUAUUUCUCUUUCCUCUCGUUACCUCUUUCUCUCGUUUAUUCUCUCUCUCCGUCCGAAGCCUCCCCAUUUCCUCUUUCUCUUCCUUCUUUCUCCAUACUCUAAUUUCUCUUCUUCGACCCAGCCUACCUUAUCUCCGUCGUUCUUUUCUUCUUCAACCCGCAAGACCCAUUCUCACUGUCUUGCUCUUCUUCAGCCCCAUUCUCGCAUACAUGCCUCGCUCUUCUUCAACCCAGAAGCAUCCUCUUCCCUCCAGUGGUCAUCUUCUUUGUCGUCGUCUAGUAUUUCUCAACCGCAAAUCGAUUCUUCCUUUGUUGUCUCCAACUCAGAAGACUGAAGACAUAGGGUUCCAAUUCCCCUAUCAACCGUUACAGUUUACUUAAUUUUGUUUAAGUUGCUGGUGCAUGGCUGCACAUGAGCCAUUUUUUGGAGAAACUCCAUUUUCUUUGAAAUAGCCUUUUUUGGUACUGCUAUUGCAUGGACUUGCUGGUUUAUUUGUAUAUUUUGUAUUGCUACUACUAAAAUGUUGAUGUUGAACUAUAUUGUUAGUGCAUGGAGUUGAUGUUUUGUACUACUAGAAAGGGAGUUGAUGGUGUAUUAAUGGACCCUAAAUUAUUUGCAUGGA